Molecule: messenger RNA, 5766 nt
Organism: Gadus macrocephalus (Pacific cod)
Lineage: Eukaryota; Metazoa; Chordata; Actinopteri; Gadiformes; Gadidae
Product: receptor-type tyrosine-protein phosphatase N2-like
Exons: 3
Coding region: 524-970 (148 amino acids)
Cellular component (GO): secretory granule
Source: RefSeq, a predicted model, not a curated record
ACGGAGGGGCUGUGACAUGUGCUCGAGACAGGCAGCGCAGGGCCGCGCGGUAUAAAGGAGGGGCUCGCGCCGCACCUCGUCGAAAGAAAAAAAAAACUCCCGCUUCUCCGCUCAUUCCUCUCCUCUCGACGCCGCGUGGAGGUUCCCGCUCACCCCGACACGAAGAUCCGGACGACGAGAAGCGGCUCGUCCCGGUGCUCCCGCGGUUAAUGUCCGUCGCACCGGGAGAACUUCCCCCGAGUCGGGCUCUUUACUCUCGGCGGGCGGACGAAGAAAAAACCGGUUCACUUUGCUUUGAGGCGGCGGGAGAGAAAAUGCGCGACGCAGGCGACGGACUCCCCCGGCGGAGCGGGGUCCGGGCCUGGGUCGGGUGGAGUAGGACGACCCAGUGGAGCGGAGUCCGGGCCCCGGUCGGUGGAGUCGGACGACCCGGUAGAGGACGGGCUUAAGGCUCACCCGAACCUCGGGCAGUGAGAUCAACCAGAUCCCCAACAAGUACAGCCAGGCCGAGUCCACCAAGUUCAUGGUGCUGACGGUGGUGUCCCUGCUGUGCACGGCCGCCGUGCCACUGGCCUCCACCGUGGUGUACUGCCUGCGCCACCGCUCCCACCACAGGCUGAAGCAGAAUUUCAGCAGCCUGGGCGGCAACGCGCCCGGCGACGCCACCUCCACCUACCAGGAGCUGUGUCGUCAGCGCAUGGCGGUGAAGCCCCCCUCGGAGCCCCUCUCCUCCCGCAUCACCAGCGUCUCCUCCCAGUUCAGUGAAGGAGGAGGAGGAGGCGGGGCGGCGGUCAGUCCCUCCGCCCGCGGCAGCACUUCCUCCUGGGGCGAGGAACCCUCCCACUCCAACAUGGACAUCUCCACCGGUCACAUGAUCCUGGUAGGCCCUGCCCCCUCCCCCAGCCAAUCAAAGGCCUCCUCUUGUGUUGCCGUGGCAACGUGUCCUCCCUAUUUCCUUCACCCGAGGUGAUGCUGGGCACAUGACUGUAGCACUGCGUAGCAUUAGCAAUUAACUAAUAAUCAUACCAUUACUAAGACAAGAUGGAAGUCCAUAUAUGGAGAGGGAAGUCCAUAUAUGGAGAGAAAAAUCCCUUGAUGUAAAGGGAAGCCUGUAUGUGGAGAGGGAAGUCCAUAUAUGGAGAGGGAAGUCCCUUGAUGUGAAGGGAAGUCCAUAUUAGAGAGGGAAGUCCCAUGGUGGAAAGGGAAGUCCAUUUAUGGAGAGGGAAGUCCCUUUUAUUUUAAGUAUGUUCUACUCCAGAGCUGUUAUUUCUCUAAAUAAUGCAGAAUUAUAAAUGAUUACACUAUCAUACCAAUCUGACCUUUAACAUUGGCUGACAUUUAUAUAUAUAUCAGGGAUGGGCGUGAGGAAUCGAUUACUCGAGUACUCCUCGUUACAAAUGAACUCGGUUGGUGGACAGGCAAACUCGAGUUUGCAUAUACACACACAAACAAAGUUUUCUGAAGCAAAUGUAUCAAUUUUCUGUGCGGCGCCACACAAAGCAAAUUAAAUGUAUCAAAUUUCUGUGUGCCGUGUGCAGGCACGCCAGAAUUCAAAAAGUUAAGAGAUGGCGGUUAAAGCAAAGCGCAGCGAAGAAUUUAAAUACUUUAAAUAAAUAGGAGAUCAUAAGGUGAAAUGUAAAAUAUGCCAAGCGAAAUCGAGCUACCAGAGUACUACAAGUAUUAUGCAACAUAUGCUCCUGAAACACUACGGUGAGUUCGGGAAAGCAGACCCGCAGCAACCAAGUGUGUCGGCUAUUUUCACCGCCGCAAGACGCAGCUUUAAUCCCGGCCGUGUAGAGAAGAUCACAACGUUGAGUAUUUCCAUAGUCCAUUUGCUGCCGUUUUAUUUGCAGCUGUAAAUUAUUUGCAAUGGUUAGGCUACUUGUUUCGUUUUUGUUUUUUUUAAACCGUUACAGGCCUUGGUUCGACGUGAUUUAAAUUGUGAGACGCAUAUUUAUUUUUGUAAGGAAAAUGUGUUCUGAACGUUUGCAAAAAUAAAUAAUGAAUACUCUGAUAACUCUGACUGUUUUGAUGGAGAAUAAGCAUUUCAUGUUUGGUUGUUAAUAUUGCCGUUCAUCAUUAGGCCUAUUCCUGCUGCAGAUCCGUUGCAUUCUAAAAAUAGAUUUGAUUAAACAAGUACUCGAUUGAUUCUCGAGGAAUUCCUUCGAUCACUCGAGUUUGGAAUUUACUACUCGUGCCCAUCCCUAAUAUAGGCCUAUAUAUAAUAUAUAUAUUCUUAAACAUUCUAUGUAAUAUUUUUUUUUUUUUACUUUUUUUUUAAAAACACUUAUUUUGAGAGCCUCAACCACAAUUUCGUUGCACUUUGUGCAAUGACAAUAAAUAGAUUCUGAUUUUGAUUCUGAUUCUGAAAUGUCAUCCAUAGAUUUAGAAUGAAGCCUAUUCAUGGAGAGAGGUUGUAUGUUGGUAAAUCCUGCUAAUAUUGAAGUGUUAAUGUGAUAACGUCUAAUGUAAAGAAAUAAUGGAAACCUUUUCCAUUAAUUCAGGAAAAUACUUGAUUGGUCUAUAUGAUAAGAUCAGAUGAUAGGAUAGCAUCAGGUACUAGCAACAGGCGAUAGCAGCAGGCGAUAGCGUCAGGCGAUAGGAUAGCAUCAGGUGCUAGCAUCAGAAAAUAGCAUCAGGCGAUAAGAUCAGACGAUAGGAUGGCAUCAGGGGCUAGCAUCAGAAAGUAGCAUCAGGCGAUAAGAUCAGACGAUAGGAUAGCAUCAGGGGCUAGCAUCAGAAAGUAGCAUCAGGCGAUAAGAUCAGACGAUAGGAUAGCAUCAGGUGCUAGCGUUAGGCGAUUGCGUCAGGUCCUCUUUACUCCUGGGGAAAAUAGUACCCUAUUUAGUCCUCUUGUGUUAACAUUGUCUGUAAAGACUGCCAAUAGUGCUGCUUAUAGAACACUCAGACUGUUGUAUCGUUUGACGACAAGCUGACAGUAUGCUUUAACAGAUAAAUGCUCCUACCUCCUCGGCUUCAUACAGAAGAUGGUGGUUUCAAGGGAGGGAAAAGGGCUUUUUCUGUCUCUCUUUCUCUGUCUGUCUGUAUGUCUCUGUCUCUCCCUGUCUCUCUGUCUCUAUCUUUCUCUCGGUAAAGAAAGUCAUUUUUCCUCUAUUCUUCAAUGGCAUUUAUUUCCUACACACACACACCCACACACCCAGGCACACAUUCACACAAACACACACCCACUCACACACAAACACAAACAGACAUACACACACCCGCACACACACACACACACUCACUCACACACAAACGCACACACACACACACCCCUGGGCGCCAUACACCCACACUCACACACACAAACACACAGCUCCCUGCAUGCUCUACCCAGCUGCCGGCAGGAUGCGACAGAGCAGAGCAUCUUUUGCUCUGCAUCUUUUUGACACAGAGAUACUAGUUACCCCUGAGACCUGCUGCAUGCAGCACCACCAUGCAGCACCAUGCAGCACCAUGCACCACCAUGCAGCACCAUGCAGUACCAUGCACCACCAUGCACCACCAUGUACCAUGAACCACCAUGCAGCACCAUGCAGCACCAUGCACCACCAUGCAGCACCAUGCAACACCAUGCAACACCAUGCAACACCAUGCAGCACCAAUACAACAGCAGUACUAUACAGAACCAUGCAGUAGCAGUACAACAUGCAGUACUAUACAGAACCAUGCAGUAGCAGUACAACAUGCAGUACUUUAUGCAUAAAUACUUAUUUGGGCUUGAUUCGCCUUCAGAGAUCACAUGUGUCUGGCUCCUGGGCCAGCAUGAAUCCAGCACUCUGGACAGCUCCCACCACUGACUACAGUACACCAGAAAGGCCAUUGGUUCAGACCUCAGUCCCCUAGAGCUGAUUGGUUAGGCGUCUCCCCUAGCAGGAAGGAACGACCACAUAUGGAUUUAUUUCCCACAUGGUGGAUGAAGGUUUAAGGUGACCAGGUUCAUGGUGGCAGAGAAACAGGGAUGUAUCUUCAUAUCCCCUCUGCUAAUUUCUUCUCUAAAUUCACCUCUUUUAGCACUUUCCAUUAUUCAUUAGUCAUUAGAGAUAAUUAUGUUAGCAUGAAAUUCCAUAUUAAUAAUUAGAUUUCAGAUAAUAUUGCUAAUUUGCUGGGUCCUCUCUACCUUUAUUGCCUUCCUUUCCUUCCUUAUUCCAUCCUUCCUGCCUCCCAACCCUCCCCCCUUGGCCAGGAAUAGCGCUAUACUCCACACUCUGGAUGAAGGCUGUGAAACACUCUCUUUACCGCCCACUGUAACCCGGGAACCUUUCUGAUCGAUGUCCAACCGCUGAUUCCUCUGAUGCUAACUGUGGCUAGCUACUUCAGGUUUUCAAUCAAACAGAACAAACCCAUGGCAUGAAUGGGAGCCUUCCUCUAACCAGUCGACUAGUCACUGUAGAGAAGCUAACUUCAUAGCAGCUAACUUUAGAGGAGCUAACUCCAUAGCAGCUAACUGUAGAGGAGCUAACUCCAUAGCAGCCAACUCUAGAGCUAACUACAUAUCAGCUAAGUCUAGAGAAGCUAUCUAGCAGCUAACCCUCCUGGCAUCGUCAGCUUCCUCGACCCUGAAUGGCCCUCGUAGAGCACAGUGAAUCCUGUCUCCUUUUCCCCAUGCCGUUCUGCUUUCACUAUCACUGAUUGAAUGCAUUACCCCCCUCCUGGGGACUUAAGGGUGUGUCCCCCUAGCUUCCUAUCUCUCCUUCUCUAUCUGUCCUUCGCUGCUUCUGUUUUAAGCGGAUUAAACAGCUCCCUAGAAAGCACAUUGUCCUUCUUUUGUUGUGGGACUGGUAAAUGUUCCAGAUUAUUCUCAAGAGCAGCAGCCAGAUUAACAUUUUAUAUACUGAAUUUAAAGGAAUUUAGAUUAGACAGACAUUGAAGACCUGCCCUUAAAGACCUGUCCUUAAAGUCCUUAAGGACCUGCCCUUAAAGAGCUGCCCUUAGAUACUUGUCCUAAAUUCCAUUAAGACCUGUCCUUAACGACCUGCAAUGAAAGAACUGCCCUUAUAGACCUGUCCUUAAAAACCUGCCCCUAAAGACCUGCCCUUAAAGACCUGCCCUUAUAGACCUGUCCUUAAAGACCUGCCCUUAAAGACCUGCCCUUAAAGACCUGCCCUUAAAGACCUGCCCUUAUAGACCUGUCCUUAAAGACCUGCCCUUAAAGACCUGCCCUUAAAGACCUGCCCUUAAAGACCUGCCCUUAUAGACCUGUCCUUAAAGACCUGCCCUUAAAGACCUGGCCUUAAAGACCUGCCAUAUACCUCUGUCAUAUACCUCUGUCAACAUCUAUACACAAACCACCAUUACCCCCCUAAACAUCUUCAUCAUCAUCAUCAUCACUCCCCGGCCCCAGACUCCAUGUUGUGUCGCUGGGAGACCCAGCGGAGCCACAAUGGCGGCCCCUUGGGGUCGUUCGCACAACCUAGGGGGGCGCUGGGAAUGUGAUUAUUUUUUUUAUAUUUUUUUUGGGUGAAAAAAAAGGCUACCUGAAAUAAAUAGCCUAUUUUCAUUUGUUGGUUUCUAACCCAUCUACCGUCUCAGCUACUUUUUACAGUCUAUGCCCAGUGUAACAGGGGUCAUACAGCGCGGUUCGGUCCUGCACACGCCGGACUCCCGUUACAUCAGCUAUCGUCAUGAUCUCUAUCCCUGAUAACCAUAACCAAGUUCGCAGCUUAACAGUUCAAUAACCAACACAACACAAUCCAACAUGGGCGAUAGCAAAAAAACAACUCAUUUUGUUUCAGCCCGUUUUCCUCCUUCCUCCUCUUGCUAGGU